AUGACUUCUCGCAGGAAGAAGAGAAUAGAUCCCAUGCUUUACAUGGGUUACGCUGAUGAGAAGGAAUCUAUCGAGUCGAUUGAAGCAAAGUUCGCCAUGAUGGAAAACAAGGAAAGACAAGGUGAUUUAUCUGCCGAAGAGUCAGCCAAAUCCGUCUUUCUUGAGACAGCAACACCAGAUCAACUUCCUCUUGACGUUUGGUUUGACUUAGAAAAUUAUGGAGAAGAAGAGGAACAAUUAUUAGAUGAUGAAUUCGAACCAGGCUACUAUGACGGUGACGAAGACAUUCCGAGAUCAAUGAGGAGAUCACACUCACGCGGUUCCAGUGAAUCUUCUGGACCAAACUUUGCUAAUUUCACCCAAAUAGACCACUUAGGUUCUGGCAUUGAACUUUGGCCUGAUUACAAGUUGCGUUCUGUUGAUUGUGAGAAGAAUUCCGCAAUGAUCAGUACGGAAUUUCCAAAUGUUCAAGAAGGUCUCUCAUACGAAAGAUUCCAAGAUAUUUGCCAAAAAUGCCCAAUUACAACAAUUCGAAAGAUGACACCAAAAGCUAUUUACGAUAUUGCAGGCAACAACAUCGAUGCAAUCAUCAUGGAUGUUCCAUUUGGCCACAAUGGUUGGAAUGGAAACACAUUUUACCAAUUCCUUCGCGAAAUGAAAAAUACAAUAGGACAAUCCUUCUUCGUCAUCUGGGCAGAUCCAGAACAUCUCCCAGACGUCGUUGGAGCUUGCACACGAUUAGAAUUAAAAUUCUGCGAUUCCAUUUCAUGCGAACUUCUUACACCAACAGGAUCUCCUGUUUCCAUCAAGCUUAGAAAUGGCUUCAAUAGGGAAACAAGAAUGCUCGUAAUGUACCAUACCGACGAUAUCAGCAGAAAUGACCUUGCCCAGCAACGUAUCAAAGAUACAGGUUGGGGAAUUUCUGUUCGUGGCGGCAAAACUUACGAUAGAUUCUCGAUGCCAAUGGUCGCACAUCAAAUCAUCGAGACAAUGCUUCCACAGAAGAAGAAUAAGCGCCGCAUUUUCGUUGAACUUUGGCCAUCUACAUAUAGCAGAAGAAAUGGCUGGAUAAUGAUUAAUGAAACUGAAUAUGAAGAGUAA
This is a messenger RNA of Trichomonas vaginalis G3, 1101 nucleotides long. RefSeq lists its product as uncharacterized. The record is from RefSeq and is a predicted model, not a curated record. The coding region runs from base 1 to 1101 and encodes 366 amino acids. The transcript has a single exon. NCBI's taxonomy places the organism in Eukaryota, Parabasalia, Trichomonadida, Trichomonadidae.